Molecule: messenger RNA, 1356 nt
Organism: Lentinula edodes (shiitake mushroom)
Lineage: Eukaryota; Fungi; Basidiomycota; Agaricomycetes; Agaricales; Omphalotaceae
Product: D-lactaldehyde dehydrogenase
Exons: 7
Coding region: 95-1105 (336 amino acids)
Molecular function (GO): oxidoreductase activity, acting on the CH-OH group of donors, NAD or NADP as acceptor
Source: RefSeq, a predicted model, not a curated record
UGAAAGUCUUCGCAUUUUAAGUACGGCCCUGGAUGAAUGCGUUGUGUUUAAGAGAAAUCCAUCUGUGGCUUGAAUUCGUUUUAUUCCCUCUCCCAUGCCUGCUCUUACCACCAAGAACAAUACUAUCCUCGUCACCGGAGCUAAUGGUUUUGUCGCUUCAUGGGUCAUUGAUACACUCCUCAAACGAGGCUACACCGUCCGUGCGGCCGUGCGUACGGAAGUCAAAGGCCAAUAUAUCCUAGAGCAGUUCAAGUCAUACAGCGAAACUGGAAAGAUUCAGGUAGUUGCUGUUGGGGACAUCGCAAAGGAAACCGCUUUCGACGAUGCUGUCAAAGAUGUGGAUGGAAUUAUUCAUACCGCUUCUCCCGUGCACUUGGGGAGUGGUGAACCCAGUGAAAUCAUCGAACCUGCCGUCAAUGGUACUCUUGGGAUUCUCAAAAGUGCUUUAAAAUUCGGAGUAUCCGUAAAGCGUAUCAUAGUCACCUCUUCCUGUGCAGCGGUCAAAGAACGACAAGAAACAAGGACUAAUAUUGACGAGACAAGUUGGAAUGAAUCCUCAAUUGUCGAAUGUGAGGAGAAGGGAAAGAACGCCCAUCCGCUUGACAUGUAUUCUGCAUCCAAAACUAUUGCCGAAAAACGUGCAUGGGAGUUCGUAGCAGAGCAUGCAUCGGAAAUCAAAUGGGAUUUCGUAGUCAUCACCCCGCCUUGGAUUUUCGGUCCUCCUCUUCAAGAAGUGACCUCGGUUGAAACUUUGAACUCAUCCAACAUGUACUGGUACAAAGCGGUUUUUGAAGGAAACUUCUUUGGGGCAAACCCAGAAACCGAUCCUGCUCAUGGGUGGAUCGACGUACGUGAUGCCGCCGAGGCUCAUGCGCGGGCGUUAGAGGAACCCACUGCUGGUGGUGAACGGAUAAUCGUUUGUGCUGGAUCGCCUUGGGUAUGGCAGGAUUUCUGUGAUAUAUCCCAAGGGAUUGACCCGAAGAUUCACUCUAUCGGGAACACCUUCAACACGGCAAAGGAACACAGCAUUCUUGGUCUUGAAUACAGGACUAUGAAAAAAAUGACGGAUGAUACACUUGCAUACAUUACCAAGAAAGGCUGGUGAAUGGGUCAGCUCUAUAGUGCUUCCCCAAGAAAUAAUGAAAAUGAUUAGCGUGUAAGAUACAGAAGUAAGUCGAAUAAAUAAGUAAAUGACAACAGAUGAGUUGAGUGUCAGGAGUAUGUUAAUUAUGUUUGCACCAACGUCCCUAUCCUACAAAUUCCAAUAGUGAAGGUCUAAGUGGAUGCUUUUUCGUCAGGCCGGGUAAUGGAUCCAAAAAUCCACUGCCGUACAGCGGCGGUGGCUUCCUUGGGAUC